Messenger RNA from Drosophila sulfurigaster albostrigata, 6124 nucleotides. RefSeq names its product tRNA (guanine(26)-N(2))-dimethyltransferase (gene Trm1). The transcript is spliced from 9 exons. Gene Ontology annotation, molecular function: RNA binding. The record is from RefSeq and is a predicted model, not a curated record. Lineage: Eukaryota; Metazoa; Arthropoda; Insecta; Diptera; Drosophilidae. Gene Ontology annotation, cellular component: nucleus. Bases 35 to 1783 code for a protein of 582 amino acids. Gene Ontology annotation, biological process: tRNA N2-guanine methylation.
UGCAUGAAAACGUGUUGUGAAAACAAACCACGAAAUGGAGGUGGACGAAGUGAAACUCGAGGAGACGCCGCCGGCAAAUCCCAAUCCCAACAUUAUAACUGAACGUAAUGCGAACAUUAUAUCGGGUGGAAAUGUCUUCUACAAUCCGGUGCAAGAGUUCAAUCGAGAUCUGAGCAUUGCAGUGCUAAAUGUGCAUUUCCAACGUCUGGCUAAAGAGCGUGCUGAAAAGUUGUUGAAGCAGCAGCAGCGCAGCAAGCUGAAGCAACAGGAGAAUGGCGAGCAGCUGACGCCAACACCAACAGAGGCAACGUCACCAGCCAACAACAAUUAUGUUGCUGGCACCAAAUAUGACGAUGGCAUGCGUAUUUUGGAGGCAUUGGCGGCAACGGGAUUGCGUAGCAUACGAUAUGCUCAGGAGAUCGCUGGCGUCAGGCAGAUCAUUGCCAACGAUUUGUCGCGCCAAGCUGUGGAGUCCAUCAACACCAAUGUGCGCCACAACGGAGUGGAGCAUUUAAUCGAGUCAAGUCAUGCGGAUGCCAUGACGCUUAUGUACACUUCAACUGCACCGGAGAAGCGCUUCGAUGCCGUCGAUCUGGAUCCUUAUGGCUGUCCGAAUCGCUUCCUUGACGGCGCCAUGCAAUGCAUAGCCGAUGGCGGAUUGCUGCUAGUUACAGCCACCGACAUGGCGGUGCUGGCUGGCAAUGCACCCGAAGCUUGUUAUGUGAAGUACGGAUCGGUUCCGUUGCGGAUGAAGUGUUGUCACGAGAUGGCAUUGCGGAUACUGCUGCACUGCAUCGAAUCGCAUGCGAAUCGUCAUGGCAAAUACAUUGAACCGCUGCUCAGCAUCUCGGCGGACUUUUAUGUGCGCAUCUUUGUGCGCGUAUACGCUGGCCAGGCUCAGUGCAAGUACAGCAUGAGUAAACAGUCGUGGAUAUAUCAGUGCACCGGCUGUGAAACCUUCACACUUCAGCCACUGGGCACAGUGCGAGCCAAAUCUGCCGAGCAGCCGCAUCUGGUCAAGUUUGGCAUACCAACAGGACCAGCGGUGAACACACUGUGCGAGCACUGCAAUCAUCGCCAUCAUCUGGGCGGUCCUAUUUGGUCAGCGCCCAUUCACAACAUGCAGUUUGUUGAGCAACUGCUGGAGGCGGUGCAGACAACGCCACUGAAGGAGCUGGGCACACAACGUCGUAUUGUUGGUGUGUUGUCGGUGGUCCAAGAGGAGCUGCCAGACAUUCCCUUGUACUACACGCCCGACAAACUGUGCUGUGUGCUCAAGCUGGAGAUCGUGCCCAUGCUCAAGAUGCGCUCAGCUCUGCUGCACGCUGGCUAUCGUGUCUCCUAUUCUCAUGCCAGCAAAAACUCACUGAAGACAGAUGCACCUCCGGCGGUGCUCUGGGAUCUGCUGCGGUGUUGGAGCAAACGGCAUCCGGUGCGCGAGGAUCGCAAGAUACCAGGCACGCCAUUAGCUGCGAUCUUAGCGAAACCUUGUAGCCAGGAUUACGAGUUCGAUCAGCUACAUUCGGCUGCCAAUCCGAGUAGUCGCAAAAAUGCCUUAUCGCGCUUCCAGGAGAAUCCAGCGCCACACUGGGGACCAGGCACGAGGGCCACCAUUAUGAUUGGUGAGAACAAGCUGCCGAAGAGUUAUCGUAACCAGAACAAAAAACAACGACACAAAGCGGCCCAGCAGACGACAGCAGCUGCUGACGAGGAGGCGUCGCCUCCGCCAAAGGAUGAACUGCUGUCCAGCAAGAAAGCGAAGCUGUCGCCGACGACUGCGUGACCAGCUUCAUAUCGUCGCUCUGUCAAUUUGUAUUUGCAAUUUGUCCCAAAUAAUUACGUUACAAUUGAAAACAACAAAAUCAACUGUCUGGUGUGGUUUAUGAAUCUUGUUUGUGCUAAUAGCGGAAGAAGUUGCCAUCGGAUGUCUGGCGAGAGAAACCAUUGUUGACCAGCUGCGUGUGGACGCCACUGCAGAUCAGCUUCACACUGGACGGAUGAAUCUUCUCCUUGAUGCCACCUACAGGCAGAGUAAGAUAAGUCUCACAAUCGUUCAAUAUUAUAUAUUGGAUUUUUGUGUCGCUUACCUAUGCUCAAUGGAUGACCCAGUGCAUCCUCCAUUUUAACGCGCACCACACGCGUAUUGCGCAGCACCCGAAACAGAUUCAGUUUGCUCACAGCGCCCACUUCUCGCUGUCCGUGGGGUGCCGACCAGCUCAUCAUGGCCGGACACGUGUCGCGCUGCAUCAGCACAUCGAUCUUGUCGGGAAACGUUUCCCGUCCAUGAUCGUAGCGUGCCUGUAACUGCAGAUCCAGUGAAUCCUUUGGUAUAUUCACAUUGCCCCUGAAUCGCUUGCUAUAGCGCACCGAGCUCAUCGUCUGAUGGUAGAACAAACGCUCGUGCGGCUUCAGAUGGCCAUGCCAGUUGUCCGAUGGAUUCGCUGGUGGCGGAGGCUGCGGCAUGCGGCAGAUGUAGGUGCCCUCCAUGCGCAGAUCUGGUUCGUAGGAGUCAUUCUUGGCUAUUUGAUUUCGAUACGUCAUCUCGAGAGAAUUUAUAUUGAACUUUUCAACAACAAAAAAUGAAUUCCUUGCUACUGUUUAUUUUUGUUUGUUUGCUGUAGUGUUGGAAACGUCGUGUAGUCAACAUAAAUAACAGUCUAAUAUCGAAUUCCCCCCUCCCUAGUCAGCUUUUAUGGUAGUAUGGAGGAGCUUUGCCUGUCAUGCCAAAGUUUUGAUUUCUUUACACGUGUUUAUUCCAUGACAUUUGUCGACGCUGCUUUUAAUGUUUGAAACGUUUUUUUGGGUCAAUAAUAAAAGGGCUGAUAUUCACCACUCAAAGGUUAAAGGGUAUCAGAAGAAAAUCCCAACCGGUAUAGAACAGACCUCAUCAAAUAUAUAUAUUCUUUAUCAGCAUCCAGAGUGCAGAAAAAGCUCAAAAAGUAAAAGUAGUAAAAGCAACGAUAAUCUCGUCUUGUGUCGCUAUUUUGAUAACCCGCAAUUGACGUAUGGCUCUGUUUUAGGUAUUUAAGAUCUGCCCCUUAAGCGGAAGAUUUGCAGUUCUUUGAAAUAAGUGAUUUUGUGCGAAUCAAAAUGAAAAUUAUAUUUUUGGGGCUGCUCAUCGCAAUCCUUGUUGUGUACGGCCAUGGAGAUGUUUCCAACGAACCAGCCGAUGGGUCGGAUAUGAAAUGGUUUUUACACACAUUGAAGGAGACUAUACAAUUUGGGAUGCACGAACAGUCUAAAGCUAUUAACGAGGAAAACGAAGUUAAUGAUACGAAAACUAAACAAAUAGAAAAAUAUCAGAAGGAGAAUGUCGACGGUGAUCAAAAAUUAUCGGUUAUAAAAGAUCAACUGUCUGAUCCCAAUUUAUCAACUGAGCUGAGGAGUGCUUUCCAAAGAUUUGUCGAUAUAGUAACUGAAGCAACCCGAAAUUCAAAGAAGUGGAACGAAAAGCGUAUAGAGGAAUUAAACGAAGAAAUCAGACGAUCGCGUGAGGGUUUUGAACAGUUGAAUAUAUUUUUUGCCCAAUUUGUGAAUUCAACACGUCGCUUGAUCGAUAGCUACCCGCAGUAUGCGUAAAAUUUGCCGGAUUUUUGUGUGCUCAGUUUAAUAAUUCUCCUCAAAGAAGAUUUCAUUGAUUAUUGUCUACUUCUAGGAGAGAAUUUUAAUAAAUAAAAUGAAUUCCUAGCAAAUUUGUUGUUGCUGUUUUUGUUUGGACACGUUGCGUCGUGUAGUCAACAUAAAUAACAGUCUAAUAUCGAAUUCCCCUCGCUCUAGUCAGUUUUUAAGGUAGUGUAGAGCAGCUUUGCCUCUCAUGCUAAAGUCCUAAAGGGCUUUUGAUUUCUUUACAUGUGUUAGUUUCAUGACAUUUGUCAAUGCUGUUUGAAAAGUUUUUCGGGUCAAUAAUAAAAGGGCUGAUAAUCACCACUCAAAGGUUAAAGGGUAUCAGAAGAAAGUGCCAACUAGUAUAGAACAGACCUCAUAAAAUAUAUAUAUUCUUUAUCAGCAUCCAGAGUGCAGAAAAUAGCUCAAAAAGUAAAAGUAGUAAAAGCAACGAUAAUCUUGUCUUGUGUCGCUAUUUUGAUAACCCGCAAAUGACGUAUGGCUCUUUUUUAGGUAUUUAAGUUCUGCCCCAUACGCGGAAGAUUUGCAGUUCUUUGAAAUAAGUGACUUUGUGCGAAUAAAAAUGAAAAUUAUAUUUUUGGGGCUGCUCAUCGCAGUCCUUGUUGUGUACGGUCAUGGAGAUGAUUCCAACGAACCAGCCAAUGGGUCGGAUAUGAAAUGGUUUAUACAAUCGAUGAAGGAGAUUAUACAAUUUGGGAUGUACGAACAGACUACAGCUAUUAACGAGGAAAACGAAGUUAAUGAGACGAAAGCUAAAAAAAUAGAAAAUUAUCGGAAGAAGAUUGUCGAAGGUGAUCAAAAAUUAUCGGUUAUAAGAAAUCAACUGACAGAUUCCAAUUUAUCAACUGAGGUGAGGAGUGCUUUCCAAAGAUUUUUCGAUAUAACAGCUGAAGCACUUCGAAAUGGAAAGCAGUGGAACGAAAAACGUAUAGAGACAUUAAACAAAGAAAUCAGACAAUCGCGUGAGGAACUUGAACAGAUGAAUAUAUUGUAUGCCCAAUAUAUGAAUUCAAUACGUCACUUGAUCGAUAGCUACCCGCAGUAUGCGUAAAAAUUGCCGAAUUUUUGUGUGCUCAGCUUAAUAACUCUCCUCAAAGAAGAUUUUUAUUGAUUAUUGUCUACUUCUAGGCGAGAAUUUAAAUAAAUAAAAUGAAUUCCUAGCAAAUUUGUUGUUGUUGUGUUUGUUUGUUUGCUGUAGUGUUAGAAACGUUCGUAAUAUCGAAUUCCCCCCUGCCCUAAUCAGCUUUUAAGGUAGUGAGAAGGAGAAGGAACCAAAGUCCCUAAGAGCUAUUUGAUUUCUGUUCAUGUGUGUAUUCCAUGACAUUUGUGGAUACUGUUUUUAUACCCGCUACCCAUAGGGUGGAAGGGUAUUAUAACUUUGUGCCGGCAGGAAAUGUAUGUAACAGCCAUAAGGAGGCAUCUCCGACCCUAGAAAGUGUAUGUCUGUCUGUCCGUAUGAACACCUAGAUCUCAGAGACUAUAAUAGAUAGAGCUAUUAUUUUAUCGACAGCUUUUUUAUGUUUGCUCGCAGUUCAAGUUUGUUUCAAAUUUUUUCCACUUCCGCCCAAUAUUUUUAUUGAAAAUGGGUAGCGGGUAUCUCACAGUCGAGCACACUCGACUGUAGCUUUCUUACUUGUUGUUGUAGGAAACGUGAGGUCAAUAACAAAAGUGCUGACACUCACCACUCAAAGGGUAAAGGGGUAUCAGAAGAUUGUGUCGAUAGGUCAGUAGCAUCACAACACAUGAUUGAAAAAUUCGGAAAUUCAAAUCAAAAGCCUUGUAGAUUACAUUGGUAGCAUUGCUGAUUUCUCGGCUUGCGUCGCUAUAUUGAUAAGCCUCAAAUUUCGUCAUAUGGUUCAUUUUUAGGGUAUUUAAGUUCUGGCAUUAAGCGGAAGAUCUUCAGUGCUUUGAAAUACGUGACUUUGUGCGAAUCAAAAUGAAAAUUAUAUUUUUUGGGCUGCUCAUCGCAGUCCUUGUUGUGUUCGGUCAUGGAGAUAAUUCCAAUGAGCCAACCCAUGUGCCGGCAAUAAGUACGUUUGGAGACUUGAAUGCUCAUUUGUUACAGAGUGCGAUAGACUCAAAGGCAGCAAGUGAUGCCGCUGCGAAAAAACUUGCUGACGCCCAAGUUGAGAGUGCUAAGGAAAUAGAAGAUAACCGGAAGCAGGAAGAAAAAUGGGCUGAAGACAUAUCGAGCUUGAGAGCUCGACUGUCUAAUCCCGAUUUAUCACCUGCGUAUAGAAGUAUUAUGCAAAGAAUUCUCGAUGUACUAAUUGAACGUGACCAGAAACUCAGGGAUAUCCACCGAAGACGUGAAGAAGAUCUAAAAAAAAUUGACGAUGACAUUAAAAAGUCGCGUGAGAAAGACGAAGAGAUGGAUAAAUUGUUUAAUCAACAUGUGCUAACCGUUAGAGAACGCAUAAAUAGCCCGAUUUUGUAAUAUUCUUAUUUGAGAGAAUUUAAAUAAAUAAAACAUUUCUUAGUGUUUUGAACGUUUUUUAAA